AUGACGAUGACUUUGCCAGACGAAUUUCACAUCAACGGGACGCGCCCGCCUCCGCGCGCCAUGAUCGACGAUAAAAAGGCCGCGUUGGCGCGGCUCAAGGCGUCGCGGCAGUCGCGCAGAGCCGAAGGCGGCGCGCCCGAAUGGAACGCCACCCCCGAACCCCCCGCCACCGCACGGCCGAAGCACUCGGCGGCGACGUCGCACAGGGCUAACGACGCGUACAUGGCCCUGAUGGAGGACGGCGUGCGAGCCAUGGGCAUCUCCGACCGCGGCGACGACGACCAGUCACCGUCGGACACGCCAAAAACGCAGAGAUCCGACCUGGGCACACUCCUGAGAGACGGCCCGGCCAACUCCCCGGGCGAACUCGUGGACCCGGCGAUACCCCGCGGGUGGUACGACGGCCCCAUCGACGCCGCCGGCGUGCGCGUCGCGCUCACCGACCAGCCCAUAUGCGUCGGGUCCGUGAACCCGCGGGGCACGCACCUCGUCGUGGGGUCCACCGAUCACGCCCUCUACGAGGUGCAACUCGCAACCGGAAAAAAAACACGAACCUUUCACAGCAACGCGUACGGUCACAGGGAGUGGGUGACCUGCGUCAAACACCUCCCCGACGGCCGGUUCGUGUCGGGCGGGAUGGACGGCAAACUGUGCCUGUGGAGCGAGAUCGGCGCGAGAUGCGUGGAGUUGGGACAGGGCCACUCGGGAUCCGUCGCCAAUGUCGAAGUCUCUCACGACGGAUCCGUUUGCGUCAGCGCGGGAUACGACAAGACUGUUCGGUGCUGGUCCACGAGGACGAGGCGCGAGACGGCGUCGCUGGAAGGUCACAGGGCGCCGGUGCUGGAGCUGGCGUGGUCGUCCGACGGCGGCCUCGCGUCGGGCGAUCGCGACGGCCGAAUGUUCCUCUGGGACGCGUCCAUCUCGGGGAAAAAAGACGCCGUGGGCAAGCGUAAGGCGUGCGAGGGGCACGUCACCGCCCUGGCGUGGACGCGCCGCGUCGGGUACGAGGCGGUGAUGCGCGGCGGGGACGUUUUGGUAUCUGGGGGGCAGGACGGCGUGGUGAAGGUUUGGGAUUUCAGAAUCGCGGGAACAGGCGCGUGCGUCGCGGCGAUCGAAGCGCACGUGCAAAAAAACCAAAAAAACCAAAAAAACGGCACCGGCGCCGUCGGCGACGUGGUGCAGACUCGGGGCGGUCGAAUCGUCACCGGCGGCGCGGACGGGUCCCUCGCCGUGCUCGACCCGCGGAUGGGGUACGCGAUGGUCGGUGGCAAGAUGCGCGUCGGUGAUUUCGUGUACUCGUUAAGUGCCGUCGGUCCGAUGGUUGUUUGCGGCGACGGCGGGGGCGCGGCGCACGUGGCGGACGUCGACGGCCGGGAUGAGCCGAAGGUGUUAUACGCGCUGGGCGCUAACAAGGCGGCGGUGCGGGUGUUGGGGACGAGCGGGGACGGGACGCGCCUGGCGUGCGCGGGGGACGACGGGAGCGUGAUGUGCUACGCGUUCGAUUGA
Messenger RNA from Micromonas commoda, 1506 nucleotides. RefSeq lists its product with no specific name. The coding region runs from base 1 to 1506 and encodes 501 amino acids. NCBI's taxonomy places the organism in Eukaryota, Viridiplantae, Chlorophyta, Mamiellophyceae, Mamiellales, Mamiellaceae. The record is from RefSeq and is a predicted model, not a curated record. The transcript is spliced from 2 exons. Gene Ontology annotation, molecular function: protein binding.